Messenger RNA from Otolemur garnettii (small-eared galago), 1631 nucleotides. It is a transcript of the gene HAS3, whose product is annotated as hyaluronan synthase 3. Gene Ontology annotation, molecular function: hyaluronan synthase activity. The record is from RefSeq and is a predicted model, not a curated record. Lineage: Eukaryota; Metazoa; Chordata; Mammalia; Primates; Galagidae. The coding region runs from base 159 to 1028 and encodes 289 amino acids. The transcript is spliced from 2 exons. Gene Ontology annotation, biological process: hyaluronan biosynthetic process; extracellular matrix assembly.
AGGUGUGUGUCUCUGACACUGUGCUGGAUCCAGCCCGUACCAUCGAGAUGCUUUGAAUCCUGGAGGAGGAUCCCCAAGUAGGGGGAGUCGGGGGAGAUGUCCAAAUCCUCAACAAGUAUGACUCGUGGAUCUCCUUCCUGAGCAGCGUGCGCUACUGGAUGGCCUUCAAUGUGGAGCGGGCCUGCCAGUCCUACUUUGGCUGUGUGCAGUGUAUCAGCGGGCCCCUGGGCAUGUAUCGCAACAGCCUCCUCCAGCAGUUCCUGGAGGACUGGUACCAUCAGAAGUUCCUAGGCAGCAAGUGUAGCUUUGGGGAUGAUCGGCACCUCACCAAUCGAGUCCUGAGCCUUGGCUACCGGACUAAGUAUACAGCUCGCUCCAAGUGCCUCACAGAGACCCCCACGAAGUACCUCCGAUGGCUGAACCAGCAGACCCGCUGGAGCAAGUCUUACUUCCGGGAGUGGCUCUACAAUUCUCUCUGGUUCCAUAAACAUCACCUCUGGAUGACCUACGAAUCGGUGGUCACGGGUUUCUUCCCUUUCUUCCUUAUUGCCACCGUCAUACAGCUUUUCUACCGUGGCCGCAUCUGGAACAUCCUCCUCUUCCUGCUGACGGUGCAGCUAGUGGGCAUUAUCAAGGCUACCUAUGCCUGCUUCCUUCGAGGCAACGCAGAGAUGAUCUUCAUGUCCCUCUACUCCCUUCUCUACAUGUCCAGCCUCCUGCCAGCGAAGAUCUUUGCCAUUGCUACCAUCAACAAAUCUGGCUGGGGCACCUCUGGCCGAAAAACCAUUGUGGUCAACUUCAUUGGCCUCAUCCCUGUGUCCAUCUGGGUGGCAGUUCUUCUGGGAGGGCUGGCCUACACAGCUUAUUGCCAGGACCUGUUCAGUGAGACGGAGCUAGCUUUCCUUGUCUCCGGGGCCAUCCUGUAUGGCUGCUACUGGGUGGCCCUCCUCAUGCUGUACCUGGCCAUCAUUGCCCGGAGAUGUGGGAAAAAGCCAGAGCAGUAUAGUUUGGCUUUUGCUGAGGUGUGACGUAGCCCCCAAGCAGAGCGGGAAAAGUGCAAUGGGUAAGGGAGGGAAAAGGGAAUGAAAGAGAAAAGAUGGGGUGGGAGGGAAGAGGGAGUGCUGUGUUUUAAUUUCUUAAUGGUCCAAAGGACAAAUCUAAAAUGCAAAGAAUGGUGACUAAAGUAUGGCCUGGGCAGCUCUACUUAGGAGGCAACAAUUUCUGAGGCUCAGACCAGAGAGGACUUGCUUGCUCUCGAGCUGCCCAUCUGCUCACAUCUGCACAUAGGCAGUGGCCUCUGGGAAAGAUUCUAUUUCUCCUGCGAUCCAGACGAAACUCAGUAGUAUGCUAACCAAGUACAAUUCAGUGUCAACUUCUCAUAGGUACGUGAGCAAUGACAGCCUGAGGUAAGAGGCUCUCCUACUGAUAAGAAUGCAACCAGAGGUGGCAAGAGAAUUUCUACGGAGAGGUCUGGGCCAGCUAGUGUCCCCCCAGCCCUCCCAGUCAUCAAUGCAAUAAGACUGCGCCUGAGAUACGAGGCUAGGCUCAGCAGAAGCCUGAUCUUUGGGCAUCAGAAAACGGUCCAGGAAUGGUGCUUUACAUGAUGUGCCCCACUCCACAUCUCAACAUUC